AUGCAGAUGAUGCAGCGUCUCGAGACCGGUAACGCCCGCGAGCGUGAGAUCGACAUGCUCCAGGAGCUCACCAAGCAGGUCGAGGGUCACACCAUUUGCGCUCUGGGUGAGGCCUUCGCCUGGCCCAUCCAGGGUCUGAUCCGCCACUUCCGUCCCGAGUUGGAGGCUCGCAUCCGCGAGUACCAGAAGGAGCUUGGCGCUUCCCCCUACGCCGGUGGCUGGCACCCCAACAGCCGUGCUGAGGGCAAGCUGAUCUCCCCUGGCAUGUAA
Molecule: messenger RNA, 270 nt
Organism: Penicillium canescens
Lineage: Eukaryota; Fungi; Ascomycota; Eurotiomycetes; Eurotiales; Aspergillaceae
Exons: 1
Coding region: 1-270 (89 amino acids)
Molecular function (GO): 4 iron, 4 sulfur cluster binding
Source: RefSeq, a predicted model, not a curated record